GACGGUUGACAGCAGUCUUACAGUUCUUUACACCAAGCAGAAGGGUUUCACCUUUAAAUCGGUGUUAGUUCGAAUCAACGAGGUUGGUUCGAAUGCACGCCUGUGAGCUUCUUACGUUUAAAAGUAACUUCGGGAAAAAUGCCACUUACCCGCACGACAUCGGUGAACGCACGGUCGGCAUGGACACUUUGCUGUCUUCUGGGAAUGUUACUUGAUCUGACUGCAGCGCAGCAAGGUUCACCGGUGAGGCCGGCCAGCUUCGGACUAUUUAACCUCGGUCCCAAGACCAUCGAACAAUGGAGCAGAUACGGCCCAGAGCCUUCCCGGCAACUCGGAAAACAGUACCAAAUGGGCCAGGUACCUCUGCCCUCAAGAAUCGGACCAGAACGAGGAGGAAACGGCCGGCUCUUUCAGUCACCAUUGGGACCACACAGAGAAAAUGACAACCCCUCUUGGCCACCGUCCAGGUCACAAGGAGGAAAUGGCAGAUUCUUUCCACCAUCGUUCGAACCACGAGGAGAAAACAGCAGUCUCUUUCCGCCACCAUUUGGACAAGGAGAAAACAACCGCCCCUUUUCACCACCGUUCGGGUCACAAGGAAGAAACAACAGCUUCUUUCCGCCACCAUUCGGACAAGAAAGAAAUGGCAGCCUCUUUCCACCAUCAUUUGGACAAAGAGAAAACAGCAGCCUCUUUCCACCACUAUUUGGACAGGGAAACAACAGCCCCUUUUCACCACUGUUCGGACAAGGAAACGGCAGCCUCUUUCCGCCAUCGUUUAGACAAGGAGAGAACAGCAGCCUCUUUCCACCACUAUUUCGACAAGGAGGAAAUGGCAACCCCUUUUCACCACCAUUCGGACGACGAAAUGGCAGCCUCUUUCUGCCAUCGUCUGGACAAGGACAAAACGGCAGCCUCUUUCCGUUCCCAUUCGGACAAGGAGGAAACAGUAGUGCCUCUUCACCACCGUUCGGACGAGGAAACGGCAGCUUCUUUCCGCCAUUGUUUGAACAAAGAGAGAACGGGCAGCGACACCCUGUCCCAGGCCACUGGGGUCACAAGCGUUUCGGGGCAGUAAAACUGGAAACGCCGAUUGGCUGA
Messenger RNA from Ixodes scapularis (black-legged tick), 1101 nucleotides. Its product is annotated as basic salivary proline-rich protein 1-like. The coding region runs from base 139 to 1101 and encodes 320 amino acids. The record is from RefSeq and is a predicted model, not a curated record. The transcript has 3 exons. NCBI's taxonomy places the organism in Eukaryota, Metazoa, Arthropoda, Arachnida, Ixodida, Ixodidae.